AUGCAUGUGCGUAUGCGCGGGUCGAACGUGAGUGGUAGCGCGCGCAGAAGCACUCCAUCGUCCUCCGUGGAGCCACCCGCGACGGCAGCAGCAGCAGCUGGUCGGGACAGCAGUGUCCUUGUAAAUCGAGGCCACGGCGUUGUAGGCGACGCCGCGCGUCACAUCUACUGCGCUGCCGGGAUGGACCGCAUCAACGCGACUCCGCUCGCCAGCGCAGCCGCGCCUCCCUUUCCGUGGUCAUCCAAGUCCUUCGUCACGAGCCACGGCGCUCACGCCGAUGCGGCUGCGCGGGACGCCAACGCAGCGGUGUCGACAGGGUCGAUUCUCCAAGACAGCGAUGUGGUUCUGGGCACCACACCGGACACGCACAGGCGCUCGCGCCACAUGGCGUCCCCGUCGCAGCACCCGGGCGACUCGUCGCUGGUGUUCGCCAUGAGCGAGGACAGUGAGCUGAAGGUGCUGGCGAGCGGCGUCAGUCCCUCGACCGCGCUGCCCCCAGCGACAUGCACCUCCUCAUCAAAUGCCAUUCACCCCCCUCUGCCGCACUCUUCACAGUGCACCGUAGGCCACAGCCGCACCGCACGCACCCAGGUGCCUAUGGCUGGCAAUAUCGGCGAGGGUGACUGCGGCGUCUACGCGGUGAACCGGCGCGGCAACCAACACAACAGGCACGGAAUUGCCGGCGCAACAUUGGCGGAUUACAACGCUGUGGCAGACAUGGGGCAUCUCAUGCCCCACACCCCAAGCGUGCGUCGUCAGAGCGACGUCGACGUUGUCGUACCAGGCGGUCUGCACGAGGCGGCCAUUCGGAAGCCGUUUGUGCAGUUGUCGCACCAGCAGCUGGGUGGCAGUAUUCGAGGCGCAGCAGCGACGACAGCAGGUGUGCCGAGCAGCGCCGGUUCCGCCGCUGCCCCGGCAUACCGCACAAGUCCCCAUGAGGUGCGAACACCGCCCGCGCUGCAGGUCUUCACCGGCGUUGCUCCUGGCGUUCACAAGGUGCGUGGAACAACAGCGGCCACCACCGCCCCCGCCGCAACAGCAGCUCCUACUCCUCUUCAUACUGGUGCGGGUGCACGGUGGCCGCAACGGCAGAUGCCCUCCGUCUCCCUGUACUCGGCAGGUGGUGGCGGUGCGGUAUUUGUGCACGGCGCGAGCCGGACCUCCUCUUCCACGGCCGCGCUGCACGCCACCGCUGGCAGCGACCAGCUAGUGCAACAGCAACCGGCGCAGCUGCUGCAGCAACAGCCUCCCUCUGCUGGUGUCAGCAACGCGGCAGACGCGCGCUCGCAGCACAGCGGGACGCCACCGCCGCCGGCCUCGCAACCGCUGGACAAGAACUUUACAGAGGCCCAGCGUCUGGCCGUCCUGGAGGAGGUACAGCAGGAACUGUACCUGAACUACACAGCAGUGCCAGUGCCGGCCAACAUGAUCAACGCAGGCGACACCGACGAACGCCGCCGUCGGCUGGACCAGCGCCGCAAACAGAUCGUAUAUGGAAAGGAAACGGAGGGCUACCUCAAAUACACCUCCAUGAUACCCCGCCCGUGUGACCGGGAGUACCACAACCCGCUGCACGCCAUCACGCCGCGCCCCGAAUACGACUGUAGCAAGCGCCAGUUCGAUCGCGUCCUGAACGCGUGGCGUCGGCAGCUGCAUCAAUGGGACGACUACGACGUGGACAACAUCGAUGAGCGCUUCUUUCCCCUUGGUAAGGCCUCGCUGCUAGACUUGGGACUAUGCCAUCCCCUGGCAAACCACACGCCAACGACCGCCGCCGCAGCAGCAGCAGCACCAGGCGCCACUGCGCCGCCGCCUGGAAAGCCGCCGCAGGCGCCGCCUGCCGGCGUGAUGCACUCCAUUGCCAACGUCGCGGCCAUGGCGAACAGCGUUCACGGCGAUGACGGUGCCAUGCAAUGUCACUCGCGCAGCCCUGUCUUCACCGAGAACAGUCCGACCUCAGGGCUGUACUCGUCCGCCAGUCUCAGCAUGCACAUCAGCUCGGGCCGCGCCGCCUCCAUGGCGGCCGCGUGCACCCCGUCGCGCCCGCAGCUGUCCGAGGGGGCCGAUGGUCCGAAGGUGGACGAGUCGUUUUUCUUCCACAUGAACUCUGGCAACAGCCGUAUCGCGUCGCCGUUCCAUCCCACCUACUCCGGAACCGGCCACAUGGCCCAUGGCGGCGGAAAUGGGCGGAGCAGCGCCAACUCGCACUACCAGCAGCUCAUCAUGCGCAACAGCGCCGCGUACGCGCACAACAGCGCAAACAGUGGUACCCCCGGCAGCAGUUGCACGAAUUACACAGGUCUUACUCCAGCACAUCGCCCGGCCAGCCGCGGCGGCAUGCCGCACCACAUUACAGCCAUCUUCGGCAGCGAGUAUGAGCUGAUGACGCCGUCAGGCCUCGCCUCGCCUGCUGGCAUGCCGCACAACCCCCGAAACGGCAGCAGCCCGUACCCGCUCGGUGAGCCGUGGAUGCCGAACCGGCGCAGUCCGACAUGUGUCGUGGGAACCACUCACAGCUUUGGUUGUCACCACCCCUCGGCCGCCGCUCUGAGUGGAGUGACCGCUUCGAACGGCAGUGGCACGGCGAUGAUGGUGGGCGGGGGGCGGGGCGAGUCCCCGCCGCACACGACAGAGAUGGCGCUGAUCCCGAGCACGUCGCUCUCCAACGGAAGCGGCUUUGCGCAGUCGCCGUACAGCUACCGCGUCCACUCGCCUAUUCAGCCCCAGGGUGCACCGCCGCAGACCACCAACACCUAUGUCACGCCCCUCACGCGCCAGCAAAGCCGGCCGAGCUUGAGCGGGUAUACGAACGCCGUUUCCGCUGCUGCCGGCAUUCACCACCAACAGCAUCAGUCGAACAGCUCAAGUAGUGCUCGAGUCGGGCCCCCACAGCAGCAACAGCCACGAGUGGCCAUCGCCACUGGCACUGCCGCCGCCGCUGCCUCACGUUCCGCGCGUGGGAGUAGCGUGAGCGGGUUACCAACGAGCUAG
Leishmania major strain Friedlin is the source of this 2991-nucleotide messenger RNA. RefSeq lists its product as hypothetical. The record is from RefSeq and is a predicted model, not a curated record. Bases 1 to 2991 code for a protein of 996 amino acids. Gene Ontology annotation, molecular function: mRNA binding; histone pre-mRNA stem-loop binding. NCBI's taxonomy places the organism in Eukaryota, Euglenozoa, Kinetoplastea, Trypanosomatida, Trypanosomatidae. Gene Ontology annotation, cellular component: histone pre-mRNA 3'end processing complex; cytoplasm. The transcript has a single exon. Gene Ontology annotation, biological process: mRNA transport; mRNA 3'-end processing by stem-loop binding and cleavage.